CUUCUGCGAAGUUCACGGCCAAGAAUUUCACAUGCAGAUGAUGUAGCUUACAACAAGGGGGGGAAAUGGAGAGAGCACUUCUAGGUGUCUCCUGAAUUUGGUCGAUUUUGCAAACUCAUCGCCACACUCACAACAUAACAUGUCAAGCCUUCAGAGGUUUGGUGGCUGCCCUCUCUCCUGCGUCAACCCCGGGGAGAGCAAUACUGAACCCAGCGUGGUGCUGCCACCUUUGGCAGGGGAGCGCAUGGGACACCCCACUGGCAGUUCCUUAAAACUCUGCCCCUCGCACAAUUUGCGAGACUACCCCGAGACGAGGUCCAGUGCAUAUGUUGACCAUUCGGUGCCCACUUUUUCAGACUCUGGAUACCCCAGCCACCGGUUAGAGCACAGCCCUCGGGGCAUUCUCAUUGGAGCCAAUUUUUCUGGACCCGGCAUGCCACCCGUCACUGAUCAACUGGCAUCAAGAUCUAACCAACAUGGCGGGAUUGGAAGGUAUCGCGACUUCCAUGGCUGCAGAGACAACAGGAGCCAUGCUUUUUUUUACCAGGAGCAGGCCCACGCCUCCACGGACGCGUCUCGAGACCUCGGCAGCCAGAUGAUGCUGGGUCUACCUGGCGACCUCCUCACCCGGACUCAUCCCUAUGGGCAAGGCAUCAGCCCCAAGGGAAGCAGCCAGCAGCAGCAGCUCGUCAGCCAGUUCCUGGGUCUGUACAAGCCCCUGAACAUGGCGAUCCAGCAUGGAGGAGGCGACGCGUUCCUCAGGUGCUCCAAGCAAACAGUGAAGCACGAGCUGGUGUGCAAGUGGAGUGACGGCCAUGAGGGGGCCGGGAAGCUGCCUUGCUCCAGAGCCUACGGGACCAUGUAUGAACUUGUCACCCAUGUGACAGUGGAGCACGUCGGAGGACCCGAGCACGCCGAGUACGUGUGUCAGUGGGAGAACUGUGCGCGGGACAGGAAGCCUUUCAAAGCCAAAUACAAGCUGGUGAACCACGUCAGAGUGCACACAGGGGAAAAGCCCUUCCCGUGCCCCUUUCACGGCUGCGAGAAAGUGUUUGCAAGAUCAGAGAAUUUAAAGAUCCACAAGAGGACCCACACAGGUGAAAAACCUUUUAAAUGUGAGUUCGAGGGCUGCAGCCGGAGGUUUGCGAACAGCAGCGACCGAAAGAAGCACUCUCACGUGCACUCCAGCGACAAGCCCUACAUUUGCAAGGUCACGGGCUGCGACAAGUGCUACACCCACCCGAGCUCCCUGCGCAAGCACAUGAAGCUCCACUCCAUCAAGGCCAAAGGCGAGGACGCGAGUCCCGGUGACGCGGAGGCCGAGUCCACCCGCGUCCAGGACGGAGCGCAGAUCAGCCCCUGUCACCCCCCAUCCUCCACCCAAGACGUCCCCAUGUCCCCGGAGAGUCGAGACCAGUCGACCCCGAGGUCACGUUUCCAUCACACGUUUGACAGCAGUUUUGACUACUCCGCGCACAGGUCACAGCCCCUGCUGGAGCCUCUGCUGCUGCAGAGGGGCGGCUACAGGUCCCAGUCCUCCCAGUACCCCUGCGGACAGACGGCGCACACUUUCGCGCAGAACCCCAGGACUUUCCCCUCCACCUCUCCCUUCCAGAAGAGUAUUGUCAAUGGAUGGUACACAUGUCACAGCGGCGUGGACUCCUUCCCGGCAAAGCAGUGCAACAACAUCCCGUCUCUCUGAGCCCCGGUCGGGACCCAUGCGGACGAACCACACUCUUUCUGAAUCCAUGUUACAACCUGACCGUCCCAGCUGUGUCCCUGUCCCUCUGUACCUGUGUGACCGUUGUAUCAAAUAUCCUGUGACACGUCCUGGGUCAUCAUAUUGAAAUGUGGCGAGCUUUACUUGUUGUCGUGAGGCCUGUCUGGUUGGACUGUGGCUUGCGCCCUAUAGCUUACACCCCCCCCCCCCCAAACAGUGGCUUAUAGGAACUUUUACAACGUGCGUAAUUGUUCGCUGUGUUGCAUUAAGUAUUAAAUCUAUCUUGAAAAAAUGUAUAAACGGUUUAACGGAAAAACCUGCCUGGACUUAUACUGGGAGGUGGAAUGGGAGACGUGUUGCUGAAUGUAACCCUGAGUGUGGGGCUCUCUGUUGAAUGUAAACUAGCUGUACUGUACGUGGGGAAGUAUAGAAACAUUACUCAUGUCUUUAUGUGUGUGGAAAUCUGAAAUAAACACGGGGAAGCUCUUUCCUCUCGUUACACUAAGGAGUCCGGCGUCCUGGGCCUGACGUGUGAUAUUGUCUGUAAUUAAAAAUACUGCGAGGCUCAGUGGGUUUUUUAUUUGAUAUAAAUUCCACUUAAUGCCUCCUUUCAUUAAACAUUCUUGUUGUAUUAUAUGUAUAUUUCCCAAUCCCGUGCAAAGUAAGAGCAUAAACCAGUGUUAAAAUCCAUUCAUUAGCAUACAGUCCAACUGUACAUAAGCCUACUGUAAAAUUAAUUAUGUAUUCUAUAUUUUAUUAAAGUGUCUAUAUUCUCUUUGAUCAAGCCUGUGUGGUUAAAAGCAAUCAAUGCAUUUUAUAGUGAACUUUCAAACCUUUCUCCUUUAUUUAUUUCUUCAAGUUAUAUAAUUCCAGUUGCCAGUAUACGCCAUGUUGGUAGAUUCAUAUUUCUCAAUAUUCGUAAUCUCUUAAAAAUGUGAUGGUGACAACAAAGGUCCUCUCUUGUUUUUGGUUCCUCCCUGCGCCAUAAGCGCGGAGGGUUUUAGUUUUUUUUUGGUGGGGGGGGGGCUGCAGGUGUAACCUAUGUGCCGCAAGAUCACGCGCAAUUACUUCUGCUUUUUAUCAAUAUCCUUGUAGUUAGGAAUUUUUUGCUCCUCCAUUUCCUCUGCAGAUGUUAUCUUAUAAUUUGCUAUGUUUUAUUUAGCACAUUUUCACUUUCCAUCACUUCCUCCAAGUCAGAAAUCUGCAAAGUGUGACCAAAUUAUCCCUCAAAAAUACUGUAUUGUCUAAAUAAUAACUCAACAGUCCGUUAUUAUUCACAUGAUUAUUAAAGUGAUUUCUAUUACAAACUCAUCAUUUUGGAAUUAGCAUGUGAAGUGUUUAAUUUAGCUCCUCACCUUAAGUAAGAAUUAAUAUAAUUGCUUGAUUUCUCCGUUAGAAGCACAACACUUGUCUGAGAUCGAUGCGUAGUUAUAUUUCUUUUGAAAAAAAUUUCAAAAUCAUUUGGAAAAACUUUAAAAACUCCUGUUGGUUUUCUUUAUUUAGAUGCACACAGCGAUAAUACUGAAAUGCUUGCUUCAUUUACCAGAGUCACCUUUUGAUGACAUACUUGCUGAUGUCUCUCUGUUUUUUUUGUAAUUUCUCAUUCUGUAUAUUUCGACAAGUGUCUCAUUAUUGCAGAGAAGUGGACUGAGGACAUUUCUUUGUGAAGCCGGCCUCUUGUCUCGGGCAGAGCUGGAUUUCAGUUCCUCCACUUAGCCUGGUGCAAAGGCUAAACUCAUCUGCAGUGAGUUAUUAUGGUCAUUCUUAGUUUGCAUUGCUUCAAAGGAAACACGGUGACCAGGUUGGAGCGCAGUUAAUGAGGCAUUUAAAAAUAUGUAAACAGCGAAUAUCUGUCCUCAUCCCGCUCAGGGAAGUUCACAGCAGCAGCUUCAUUAUCGUGGAGGUCACAAUUAUGAUGAAUAAGGUAAUGGGGGGGUGGAAAC
Platichthys flesus (European flounder) is the source of this 3663-nucleotide messenger RNA. RefSeq names its product zic family member 6 (gene zic6). NCBI's taxonomy places the organism in Eukaryota, Metazoa, Chordata, Actinopteri, Pleuronectiformes, Pleuronectidae. Gene Ontology annotation, biological process: regulation of transcription by RNA polymerase II; central nervous system development. Gene Ontology annotation, cellular component: nucleus. Gene Ontology annotation, molecular function: RNA polymerase II cis-regulatory region sequence-specific DNA binding; DNA-binding transcription factor activity, RNA polymerase II-specific. The coding region runs from base 140 to 1702 and encodes 520 amino acids. The record is from RefSeq and is a predicted model, not a curated record. The transcript is spliced from 2 exons.